Molecule: messenger RNA, 2353 nt
Organism: Zea mays
Lineage: Eukaryota; Viridiplantae; Streptophyta; Magnoliopsida; Poales; Poaceae
Product: O-fucosyltransferase family protein
Exons: 10
Coding region: 224-1900 (558 amino acids)
Source: RefSeq, marked validated
CGCGCCGCGCACAUGUGCCCCCGCCGUCUCCCCGCAAAAGCGCAGCGCCACCGUCCCGCCGCCGCCGCCGCCCGUUGGUUUCCUUCGUUUUUUUCCCGCUCCACGCCGCCGCGGAGGCGCGAUCGCGUGCGAGAAGCCCUAACUCGAGCUCUGGACUCCAGCCCAGAGCCCGGGCGACGCGUGGUCGCCCAUACUCGGAGGUCCCGGGUCCCUGGAGGCUUCGAUGCAGAACCACGCGUACAGCCGGCUGGGCAUCUCGGGGACCGGGGCGGUCGUGCCGUCGCCUCCGUCGUCGCCGCGGCGCGCGUGGGGGAGGAGGGCCUCGGCGAAGGGAGGAUGGUCUGCGAGGGCCAGCGCGGACGCGGGCUGGGGCGGGGGCGCGGUGCGGAGGGUUGCGCGAGCGGUGCUUGCGGCGCUGCUGCGGCGGCAGGCUGUGUUCCUCUUUGCGCCACUGCUGUACGUGGCGGCGAUGCUGCUCUACAUGGGCUCUAUCUCGCUCGACAGUGUGCCCCGCAUCAUCCCGCGCCCGGCGCCCGGGUCAAUGUACCGCAGCCCGCAGCUCUACGCCCGUCUCCGCGCCGACAUGGACGCCGAUAAUGCCACCGACGCGCUAGCAGCUGUAUGGCGGCAUGCUUACAGAGGUGGUGUUUGGAGACCUUGCAUAAGCAAUAAUACCAAUGGCUUGCCUGAAUCAAAUGGCUACAUAUACAUUGAGGCUAAUGGUGGUUUGAAUCAACAACGAACAUCGAUUUGCAAUGCAGUUGCUGUUGCUGGCUUUCUGAAUGCGACUCUUGUAAUCCCAAACUUCCAUUAUCACAGCAUUUGGAGGGAUCCUAGCAAAUUUAGUGAUAUCUAUGACGAGGAUUACUUUAUCGAACGCUUAAAAAAUGAUGUCCGGGUGAUUGACAAGGUGCCUGAGUUCAUAAUGGAGCGAUUUGGUCACAAUCUGAGCAAUGCAUUUAAUUUCAAGAUAAAAGCUUGGUCUCCUAUUCAAUUCUAUGAAGAUAUUGUUCUCCCUAAGUUGAUCGAAGAAAGACUCAUAAGGAUAUCACCUUUUGCAAACCGGCUGUCAUUUGAUGCUCCUCCAGCUGUUCAACGUCUACGAUGUCUAGCAAAUUUUGAAGCCCUAAAAUUUUCUAAACCAAUCACUACUAUAUCUAACACUUUAAUUUCUCGGAUGAGAGAAAAAAGUGCUGAAAAUAAUGGGAAAUAUGUAGCAGUGCAUCUCCGCUUUGAAGAGGAUAUGGUAGCCUUCUCUUGUUGUGUCUUUGAUGGUGGUGACAAUGAGAAGAAGGAACUGGAUGCAGCUAGGGAAAAAGGUUGGAGAGGGAAAUUUACAAGGCCAGGACGUGUAAUAAGGCCUGGAGCAAUAAGGAUGAAUGGGAAAUGUCCACUGACUCCUUUGGAGGUUGGAUUAAUGCUGCGUGGAAUGGGUUUUAACAAUAAUACUGCAAUAUAUUUAGCUUCUGGAAGGAUAUAUAAAGCAGAAAAGAACAUGUCUCCUCUCCUUGAAAUGUUCCCCCUCUUGCAGACAAAAGAAACAUUGGCACUGGAUGAAGAACUUGCUCCAUUCAAGAACUUCUCCUCAAGGAUGGCAGCUAUUGACUACAGUGUCUGUGUUCAUAGUGAGGUUUUUGUGACCACACAAGGUGGAAAUUUUCCUCAUUUUCUUAUUGGGCAUAGAAGAUACUUGUAUGGUGGCCAUGCGAAGACAAUUAAGCCCGAUAAAAGAAGAUUGGCUAUACUCUUUGAUAGUCCACGUAUUGGAUGGAAGUCACUGAAACGUCAAUUGUUCAAUAUGAGAGCACAUAGUGACGUGAAGGGUAUUGAAAUAAAAAGAGCAAAUGAAUCUGUAUACACCUUUCCAUGCCCUGAUUGCAUGUGCCGUUCAAACAAAUGAGAAACUCCAAAUCCAUCAUGGCCAGAUAGCAUCUAAAAGUUGUAUCUUGACUCACUGACCCCAUUUCUUUCUCAGUGUCACGGCAUACCCACCCACUCCUUAAUCUUCAUAUGCAGUGUGGUGGUGAGAUGUUCCAUGUCCUCUAAGCAUCCCGACUGAGAUAUAUUGAAUCUUUACAUUUAACCCUGGCACUAACAAUACACUGAUCCAUGUCUAGAAUGUAUGUAACCAUAUCUAGGGCUAUUCCUUAACAGCCAGUGUUAAUCUGUUUGUGUAGUACUAAGAUCCCUUGUCCUCCUUGUACAUUGAUGAACCAUGAAGAAAUUGUCAUACACAAUUUUGUAGCAAGACGAAUAUUGUUUAUUUUGCCUUUUUUUUACUAAUUUCUCAAGUAUACUAUCUCAAUGAUUUGUCCUUUUGUUUGUUACUUAUUUAAUGUAUUACAUGUUUUUA